Messenger RNA from Gossypium raimondii (Peruvian cotton), 360 nucleotides. RefSeq lists its product as uncharacterized. The record is from RefSeq and is a predicted model, not a curated record. NCBI's taxonomy places the organism in Eukaryota, Viridiplantae, Streptophyta, Magnoliopsida, Malvales, Malvaceae. The transcript has a single exon. Bases 1 to 360 code for a protein of 119 amino acids.
AUGAGUCUCAAUUGCUUGAAUUGCCGUAUGCUUAAAAGAACAAUUGAUUCAAACAAUAGUAGGGAUCAUUGUAGCAAGGCAAAACAUAGAAGGAAAAUUGGUUUUAAUGAUAGAGCUAGGUCGGAAAUAAGCCCAGCGGCUUACGAAAAACUCGCAAGGGAUGAUGAUUUGGUAAUGCCGACAAUCGGUCCAAAGAAGGGUCACCAUUGUCGGGCAAAUACAAUUGAUACAACGUAUAGAGCAAUGACGUUCGAGGCUGAUGGUAAGCCUAGGUUGGUGAGGAGCUCUGGGAUGAGGAGGGAUUGGAGCUUUGAGAAUUUGAGAGAUGAAAAGAUGAGAAAUGAGAUGAGAGUACAUUGA